UCUUUCGAUCGCGAACAUCGGCCGGACUCAGUCGUCGGUCGAUUCAACUGGAUAAUUCCAAGUGUUAUCUAUAGGAUGUUUUGCAUUAAUGAUCACAAUCAGUGCCAUUAAUCGAAUCGGCUUCGAGGGUGAUAAGGGCGUCGCGGAUAGCGUCGUCGGUGACAUUUGAGUGUUGGUGCGUUAUCGGUACGGUUGUGAUGAGGUGAUUGUUGUGGUGCGUGAUAUUCACAGUAGUUUGAGCAUGUGGGGGGCGGCAGUGUCUCCUCCCGCGCAGUACGGCGGCGGCGGCGGCGGCGGGCCGGGCGGGCCGGUGCUGGCGGGCCCGGGCGCGCGCCACCUGCGCCCGCAGUCCUCCUACUCGCUCCCGCACGGCAGCGCGGGCGCGGGCCGCUGGGGCUGGGCGGCCGGCUCGCACGUCUCCUCCUUCGACCGGCGCCAGGCCAAGCUGCCGCCGCAGCCCGUGCGCCCCGCGCCCGUCCGACCCUCCUACAACAGAAGCAAUUCUUCUAAUAAGGUCGACCCCGAGCUGAUCUUCACGAAGCAAGAGAAGAUUGGCAAGGGCUCCUUCGGCGAGGUGUUCAAGGGGGUCGACAACCGCACGCAGCAGAUCGUCGCCAUCAAGAUCAUAGACCUUGAAGAGGCCGAGGAUGAGAUCGAGGACAUUCAGCAGGAGAUCAUGGUGCUGUCACAGUGCGACAGCCCCUACGUCACCAAGUAUUACGGAUCCUACUUGAAGGGCACGAAGCUAUGGAUAAUAAUGGAGUACCUCGGCGGCGGGUCCGCGCUGGACCUCAUGAAGGCGGGCAGCUUCGAGGAGAUGCACAUCGCGGUGAUCCUGCGCGAGGUGCUGCGCGGCCUCGACUACCUGCACUCGGAGCGGAAGCUGCACAGGGACAUCAAGGCCGCCAAUGUGCUGUUGAGCGAGAUGGGUGAUGUCAAGCUGGCUGAUUUCGGCGUGGCCGGGCAGCUGACGAACACUACAAGCAAGCGCAACACAUUCGUGGGCACGCCCUUCUGGAUGGCGCCCGAGGUCAUCAAGCAGUCAUGCUACGACAGCAAGGCGGACAUCUGGUCGCUGGGCAUCACCGCCAUCGAGCUGGCCAAGGGCGAGCCGCCCAACUCGGAGCUGCACCCCAUGAGAGUCCUCUUCCUCAUCCCCAAGAAUAACCCCCCGCAGCUCACCGGCAGCUAUUCCAAGCCGUUCAAAGAGUUCGUCGAGGCGUGCCUCAAUAAGGACCCGGAAAAUAGGCCAACAGCAAAAGAAUUAUUAAAGUUCCAAUUCAUCCGAAAGGCGAAGAAGAACUCGUAUCUAAUGGAUCUUAUAGAUAGGUAUAAGAAGUGGAAGGCGCAGCGGAGCGAGGAGAGCGAGACCGAGUCCGAAAACUCUGAUUCUGAGGACUCUGGGAGGCCGGACGGCGACGCGGACGAGCCGUGGGUGAUGACGGUGCGCGGCAACCGCGGGCUGGUGCAGCCGGACAUGCCGCCGCCCGACGUCAUACACGAGCGCGAGCACACGCGGCGGAUUGACCACACAGCCAUCCAAGUGGCGACGUCGCCGGCGGUGGCGAAGCAGAACGGCUCCGUGCGCGAGGAGGCUCCCGUCGACAACCACGCCGCCAAGCCGCCGCCGCUCAACAACAACACCACCGUCGACAAACAACAGCCGCGGCACACGUCUUCAGUGCAGCCGGAGCGCGCCGAGCCCCGCAAGGAGCGCGAGCGAGGCGACCCGCCCGCGCCCCGCGACUCGCUACUCUACAACAAACAAGCGUCACCAUUGGACCACAGAGGAGCCAACGUCCAGGAAGAGUCCAAAGUGAGAAGGCACCCCUACCUUCAACAACUCAUCUACCCGCUACUGAAUGAGCUAACCCGCAAGCACGGGCCGGGCAGCGCGGCCGCCAUCGAGGAGCUGCGGCGCGCCUUCGAGCACGCCGAGCGCGGCGCGCCGCACGUCACGCGCGCCUUCGUGCAACAGGUGGUGCAAAGGGUGGCGUCGCAGUCGCACCAGCCGUCGACUCCUUCACACCACACCUCGUCCCAACAGUGGAUGAGGUAGGUACGGGACCUGUCAUAGAGCGGGCGCUCCGGAGCUUCCACUGAGUCACGAUCCCAGCGACAUCUACAUCUCGAGUUUACGCUUUAUGUUUCUUGCGACUGCCCUCCCAAACGUAAACACGGCUAUGCGCUAAAUUUACUACCAUCUUAAUUGACCCACACAAGUUAAAGACAAAACUAUUACUUUCAAAGACUAUUUUAUUAAAACGCAAGCUUCAUCCCAAACUGUCAUCGGGUCAACUAAGUUGGUGGCGUGCACGAAAUAUGGGAUAGGUUAUUUACCCUAACCAUAACCAAAUUGUUGUGCAAACUAUCGAUGCGUUUGAUACAACUGGCACUAUGCUGGCACUGCUAUUAUUUGUGAAUGAUUUUGCAUGCUAUCUAGUUAAUUAUUGUUUUUAUUUAUUCUUGAAUCCUUUAAAUUGUGGUAACAUAAAUUCUAGCAUGCCAGGUAUACUGUAAUUUAUGUUUUUUUUCUAUGCAUCAUUAUAUGAUACGUUGGGAGGCGCGGGCGCAACCGAGUCACAAAGUUGCAAUGCCAUAGUGUAAUAAAUAAAUAUAAAAUUAAGAUGGUUAUGUCUUAUAAUAUUUUAUACGUUCAUCAUUAUGUAAAUAUCAACUUAGUUUCCUGUAUUAAUUGAACGACUUCAAAUGAGCAUGUAAACGUGUGGCUAAAGUGGGUGCAGUAGUCUCUUUUUCAUUUUAAUUCGUUAAUCAAUUUAGAAACCUCUUGUGUAUUCAACUUUUCCUUGAGGAUUUUUCUAGAAUAUUUUAAAUUAAGUAUCAUUAUUGUCUGGAAUGAUUAUGUUUUGAGUAUUGAUAAAGUUAAGUCGAUUCAUUAGCUACACUUCGCCAAUGUUUUGCCAUAAUAUUCUAAAUUGUAUUUGUUUUUUUACUAACUCGGGUCGGUUUGCUAGAGAAGUGUGAUCACGGCGAAUUGCUAACAUUAUUUCUGCGUUAGUAUUGUUCGUAACUGAAGUAGAAAUGUAUUGAAACCUUCGUGUUUAGUGUCAUUCCAUACAAAAGACAAUAUUGUCGGCAUUUAUAGUUUAUUUGAUUUUUGAAAAUGCAACUUUGUGUUAAAAAGCUGUCCAUUAAUCUGUUUCCAUUAUUUGAUUCGUAAGUUUAGAAUUUCUAAAGUUAGUUUUAGUUGUGUAUUUGAAUUACAUAUUUGGAAUAUAAAUUAGAGCUAUUUAGCGUUCAAAACCGUAGCCCUGUUUUGCGAACUGAUUUCUUUCCUGGGUUUGUGGUGUAAGGUUGGGCGAAUAAUGGGAGAUAUCGUGAAUAAAGUAUUCGACACCAACGACCAUUCGGUGUCUGUAUUAAAAUAAAACAUGCUUAAUAUGUGACAAUAUUUAACAAUUGGGAGUAUAUAGAGUAUAUUAUGAAGACUACAAAACAAUUAUUAUUGCUAUGUAAAAAUGUAAACCUAAUAUUAAAUGUGUAAAUUGUGUAGUAUAAUAAAAAAGCUAUUUUAUGAA
Plutella xylostella (diamondback moth) is the source of this 3539-nucleotide messenger RNA. RefSeq names its product Germinal centre kinase III. Gene Ontology annotation, molecular function: ATP binding; protein serine/threonine kinase activity. NCBI's taxonomy places the organism in Eukaryota, Metazoa, Arthropoda, Insecta, Lepidoptera, Plutellidae. Gene Ontology annotation, biological process: protein phosphorylation. Gene Ontology annotation, cellular component: cytoplasm. The record is from RefSeq and is a predicted model, not a curated record.